Molecule: messenger RNA, 3991 nt
Organism: Acinonyx jubatus (cheetah)
Lineage: Eukaryota; Metazoa; Chordata; Mammalia; Carnivora; Felidae
Gene: TTC29
Product: tetratricopeptide repeat domain 29
Exons: 13
Coding region: 2438-3865 (475 amino acids)
Molecular function (GO): protein binding
Source: RefSeq, a predicted model, not a curated record
UGGAAAUCAAUACCUUCUAAACUGAGAAAUGAUUGUUAACCUAGAAUGUCCAAACCUGCCAAAUAACCAUGGGUAAAAUGAGCACAUUUUCAGACAUGAAAGACUCAAAAACUUUACCUCAUAUAUUCUUUCUUCAGUUGUUCCUUGGAGAUGUGUUCAGUAAAACAAAAAUGAUUCAGAGUAAUUUUCAUCGUGGAAGAUCAUGAUAAUGGAGAUGACUGAAAUGAUGAUUGAGGUAUCAGAAACACUUUGAGAACAAUUGUAGGGAGUAGUUAAGAUGUAUUGGCUUCUCCUAGAGGAUUAUCAUUUGCUUCUUUGCAUGCUGAGACAUUCUAAAAACCUUUCUCCAGAGCAAAGAUCAGAAGGGGGCACUCUAGAUCUUAAGUCAGUAUUAGCAUUCAAACUGUAACUGCAUCCCCUCCCACCUCACCAAUUCUAGGUGGGGAAGAGAGAGGAAGCAAUAAGAACAAUUGCAAAUGGAAGAAUCAGCUCCAGAAGCUUCUAGCCAUCCUGUCAUUCAUUUGAUUAAUUCAAAAAACAUUUUUGAGCGUAUGCUAUAUACUAAUCCCCAUAUGGUAUAUACUAAUUCCCCAGGGAAUUCAGAGAAAAAUAAAAUGGUCUGCUUUCAAAGAGCUCAGAAUCUUUCAGGAGAGAUUAACUCAUAUAAACCAAGAUCCACGCAAAGUGAGACACAUAUGGUAGAACUGGUCUAAGAGGAAGAGGUAGAAAGAAGGAGAGAUUAAUUCUUUGUGGUGAAGGGUGGGGUGUUCUAGAGUCCUCAAAGUUUUCAGAAGGCCCUGAUUCUAUAGGUAAAGUUGUACCUGGAGCUGGCAUCCUUUGGUUGUGUGAAAUAAUCAGGUUCCUUUUUUGCUUAACCCAGUGUGAGUCAGGUUUUCUAUCCCUUGCAAAAAAAGCUAACUGAAUUCCCUAGCUCUAAGAAAUAUUACACUAAGCAGAAAGAGAAAGAGAAUUGGUCAAAGAACUGCCAGUUAAAAUGCAGCAAGCAGGAGGAAUAUAUCCAAAGAGGCAAGAAGAAGCCACCUAGAAAACCAAACCAGGAGAGUCUCAUGUGAAAAAGCAGGUGCAUGGAAUUCACAAACCUCUAAGGAGAAAAGGCAGUAAAGACCGGAAAAGAAUUCACACCGCUGACAGUGGAGUCGUGUUAAGGUGAUGUUGAAAACUGGGAGAUGAAUUCUUGAGGAUAGGGCAGGCCUUACUGCCAUGGGGGAUCAUGUGGGGCCCAGUUACAGGUAGUCAGAGUGAUCAGUUGAGUGCAUGAUGUAAACUUACAUGGUGGAAAUAAUUUCAUAAUUUGGUGCAACAAAUUAGAUGUCGGAAUGAAAUGUGUAGUUAUGGUUGUUAUGUUUGUACUCCAAAUAGAAUCAAUUUAUGGCUAAUAGAAUGACUUGCGUGAGCAAUAUUGCUGGCUCUCUCUCCUACAGUGUGUGACAGUAGGCACUGAAUAAAAGCCUCACUUUCCAGCACGUCUGUAUUUGAGAAGUAAUAAGCAACAAUCCUCACCCUCUUGCCCUAUAUACAUAUGAGAGAAUGUGCAAGAAAGCUCACUUCCUUGCACUUACACAUGUGAGAGACGGGAUGGAAUGAUGGGCUGAGAUUAAUAGGCUGACAUUUAGUCAAUGUAAAUAUAAAAUCCUGAGUUUCAGCUAAAAAAUUUAAAAAGUAAUAAUAAGACAGGGUGCAGGAAGAUUCUAUGAACAGGAGAUCUUGAGUCUGUCACUCACCACAACUCAAAAUUGGACUAUCUUGCUGGAGACAGGAGUGGAAAAGGUAUUCAUGGAUGGCAGGGCAAAAAUGGUUCUGGUUACAACAAAGGCUGAGGAAGAAGGGAAUGAAUGACUUUUCCAGUUCCUUAAAGUGGCAUCAGGUCACGGGGGUCACGAAUGCCAAGCUGAGUGCUUUCCCAUUGAUCAGGGAAAUGUAGCAAAAUAUUAAGAAUGAGGCGCCAUGAAGGAAAUGACUCCAGGCGGCAAAUUGGAGACCCUUGGAUCAUUUGAACUAAUUUCUGAAAGCGGCCACAAACUUUUGAAAGCUGCCUUGCUUGAAAAGCGUGCUAGAUCUGGAGGUCCGACUCAGCCUUCGUAGGCUCUGUCCCCACCAGGCUCCGCCCCCGUGCCCGAGGAAUCUGGAACUGCCCCAAUCCCGAGACCCUGUUUAGCCUAAUCCCGCCCCCACCAGCCCGGCCCCACCCCCUCAGUAUCCCGGGCGACGCUCCCGCGUCCCUUCUCUCCGCGCAGACUGUGCCCGGUCUCCGAACAACUGCUGGAAGAGGAGGCAGCACCGGCGCCCAGCACCUGCCACCGGUGGGGAUCACACUUCGGCGGAACGGAAAACCAGAACUGCCCCACGGGGCCAGCCCACCGAGACUGAAGUCUGUAAACCUUGGAGAGACCUUCAGCAGUAAUCUCCGAAUUCUAAAAUGACCACCCUGCCCCCACUGCCCAUGACACACCCAAAGCUUACAUCUUUAGCCAGACAGAAGCUGCCAUGUUUCCCCAGCACGAUUCCAAGGUCUCAGUUGAUCAAAGAAAAAGAUGACAUAGAUCAUUACCUGGAGGUGAAUGUCAAAGGAUUGUCAAAAGAGGAGGUUGCUGCUUACCGGAACUCGUACAAGAAGAACAUUUGUGUGGACAUGCUGCGAGACGGUUAUCACAAGUCCUUUACUGAGCUCUUCGCCCUGAUGGAGAAGUGGGAUGCCCUGCAGGAGGCUGCAAGGGUUAGGUCCCUUUUCUGGUUGCAGAGACCCCUGGAGGAGCAGCCUGAUAAGCUGGGUCACUUCUACCACCACCUGACCAGGGCUGAGGCGGCUGAACGGAAAGAAUACUUUGAAGAUGUCUAUAACAACUUGUAUGCACUGGCCUGUUACUUCGGUAAUUCUGAAGACAAAUGGGUAAGGAACCACUUCUAUGAACGAUGUUUUAAGAUUGCUCAACGGAUCAAAAUUGACGGUGGGAGGAAAGAAGCCGAGGCGCAUGCGCACAUGGGACUUCUCUUCGAGGAAGAGGGUCAGCUUCUGGAAGCUGCUGAGCAUUAUGAAGCAUUCCAUCAAUUGACGCAAGGGCGGAUAUGGAAGGAUGAGACAGGCCGCUUUCUCAACUUGUUGGCCUGUGAGAGUCUCCUGAGGACUUACAGAUUACUCUCAGACAAAAUGCUAGAAAAUAAAGAAUACAAACAGGCCAUCAGAAUUCUAAUAAAAGCUUCUGAAAUAGCUAAAGAAGGAAGUGACAAAAAGAUGGAAGGGGAAGCUUCCUAUUACUUGGGCUUAGCACACCUAGCUGCUGAAGAGUAUGAAACAGCACUAACAGUCCUUAACACUUACAGUAAAAUCUCCAUAGACCUGGAAGAUGAUCUCAGCCUGGGGAGAGCCUAUGAAGCAAUAGCCAAGGUCCUGCAGAGCCAAGGAAAGAUGCCAGAAGCAAUUAAAUACUUGAAAAAAGUUGUGGAAAUUGCAAGAAAUAAUUUUCAAAGCCUAGAUGUCGUGAGAGCAAGUACAAUGCUUGGGGACAUCUAUAAUGAAAAAGGAUACUACAACAAAGCUUCUGAAUACUUUCAACAAGCUUUUGACACAACAGCAGAGCUAAGGAACAUGCGUCACGUGGAUGAGACAAAAGUUCACUAUGGAAUAGCAAAAGCUCAUCAGAUAAUGCUGACCAUAAACAAUUACAUCGAGUCUGAAGAUCUCACCAGCCUUGACUACCUGCUGUCGUGGAAGGAGAAUAGAAGCAGCAUUGCACCACAUCCGAUUAUCGGAGGAUCUAGAAAACCCACAAUGGAAAGUUUGUAUCAAAUCCCAGAGAAUUCGGAAGAACUCAAUGGAUUUCCAGAUAAUCGAAAAAAUGAGACUUAAACCAGCUUUUGACUCAGCAACAAAGCAAGAAGAAAUUUAUCAUGUCACCUUUGUCUUUGAUAACUGUCAUAGGAGUAUGUUACAAAUAAUACAGAUAAAGUUAUAAUAAAACUAUGACUAUGUUUA